Molecule: messenger RNA, 594 nt
Organism: Saccharomyces mikatae IFO 1815
Lineage: Eukaryota; Fungi; Ascomycota; Saccharomycetes; Saccharomycetales; Saccharomycetaceae
Gene: AIM34
Product: Aim34p
Exons: 1
Coding region: 1-594 (197 amino acids)
Source: RefSeq, a predicted model, not a curated record
AUGUCCUCUUCUAUAUUGGGUAUAAUUGGUUCACGAAAGUCGUUAGGUAUACUGACGGUUGGACUAGGAAGAUCAGUCUCAUUACCGUGUACCUUCCUGUUGAAACGUUCAGAAGCUUUCGGAGUAAGCUUACACAGAUAUGUACAUAGUACCCAAACGAAGAGCCAUUUAAUAUUUUUAAUGAAGAAUAAUGAUAUGACGCCUUUCCAGCGAUUCACAGUAAAAGUACUUAAAGAGCAGUGCAAAUCGAGAGGCUUAAAAAUAUCUGGUCGAAAAUCCGACCUAUUACAAAGGCUUAUCACGUACGAUUCCUAUUCACAUACGAAAAGAAGCAUAAAGGUAGAUGGAGGCAGAAAAGACACAUUAAUAAAUGAACGAAUCAAAAUUGAUCGAUCAUUACUUCCUGAAAAAAUGUCAAAAACCAUUGAAAAGAAGUAUUCUUCAGUGCAGAAAUUACCGGAUGUUCAACCCCCCUAUGAAGUUCAUUUACACUUACAACCACGGGAUAGAAUAUUUUUGAUAGGAUUUUUUAUGUUAUCAUGCAUUUGGUGGAACCUCGAAACCCAGGAAUCUGAACCUACCAUUAGCCGUUAG